Triplophysa rosa is the source of this 1549-nucleotide messenger RNA. RefSeq names its product MOB kinase activator 1A (gene mob1a). The record is from RefSeq and is a predicted model, not a curated record. Bases 162 to 887 code for a protein of 241 amino acids. Gene Ontology annotation, biological process: positive regulation of protein phosphorylation; hippo signaling. Gene Ontology annotation, cellular component: nucleus; cytoplasm. Gene Ontology annotation, molecular function: protein kinase activator activity. The transcript is spliced from 5 exons. Lineage: Eukaryota; Metazoa; Chordata; Actinopteri; Cypriniformes; Nemacheilidae.
GAGUCCGGAUAAACUCCGCCCAUAAUUUAUUCUUCAGGCUGCAAAAUCUCUAACUUGAAAUAACUCUUUACAUUUCAUGUUUAUGGCAUUUGAAAGUUAACUGUAUCUCGGAUUAGUCAUUACUAUCGCCUUCUAGCUGUCUUUGGAGAACAGACCCGGACAUGAGUUUCUUAUUUGGAAGUCGUUCAUCAAAGACAUUCAAGCCAAAGAAAAACAUCCCAGAGGGCUCUCAUCAAUAUGAGCUGCUCAAGCACGCCGAGGCCACGUUAGGAAGCGGAAACCUCCGGGCUGCAGUGAUGUUACCGGAUGGAGAAGACCUCAACGAAUGGAUCGCUGUCAACAGUGAGUUUGUGUGGAUGGAAUACGUCAUACAUCAGAGGAAUAAACUGCUAAUUCUCAUCUGUUUAUUUUUUUUAGCUGUGGACUUUUUCAACCAGAUCAACAUGCUGUAUGGCACCAUCACUGAAUUCUGCACAGAAGUCAGCUGCGCUGUGAUGUCUGCGGGGCCCAGAUAUGAAUAUCACUGGGCAGAUGGCACCAACAUCAAGAAACCCAUCAAGUGUUCUGCCCCCAAGUACAUUGACUACCUGAUGACCUGGGUUCAAGAUCAGCUGGAUGAUGAAACCCUGUUUCCAUCCAAGAUUGGUGUUCCUUUUCCAAAGAACUUCAUGUCAGUGGCGAAGACCAUCCUGAAGCGUCUGUUCAGAGUCUACGCUCAUAUUUACCACCAGCAUUUUGACUCGGUCAUGCAGCUUCAGGAGGAAGCCCACCUCAACACCUCCUUCAAGCAUUUCAUCUUCUUUGUGCAGGAGUUCAAUCUCAUUGAUCGCAGAGAGCUGGCACCUCUUCAGGACCUUAUUGAGAAACUGGGAAGCAAGGACAGAUAGACCCUGACACCAUCACCAUAUCAGUCGCACUUUCUGCAGUCCGAGCACUCCUGAAGACCACUUCUUUCUUUUUGUCUGUUUUUUGAACUCUGCAUUGCUGUUUGUGCAAAACACUGAUUGUCUUUGCAACAUCCAAGCCGUGCUUCAUUGAAGUGUCGUCCUGAAAACUUGUUUGUGUAAAAAGAUUUUUUUCACCCAUUUUUCAGUAUUACACUGUGAGCUGUGAUUUGUUUUAGCUAUUUUAAUGGACUGGGAAAUGAAAUCAGUAUCAGAAUUUUUUAUAGAAGUAUACAAAAUUUUUUUAGUCAAAUCUGACAUGUAUUCCUGUUUUUAAAUGUGUUUAAAGGGUAAGAUCUAUUUGGGACUAUUUUUGUAAGAUUGCAUUCCAUUUUAUUUUAUAUUGUUUUUUAGUUGUUUUAUUCUAAUCUUAAUAGUAAUUUUUCAUUGUUGUUACUGUUUCUGUGUGAUUGUAAUUUUCAAGACCUGUAUUAGGAUUUCAAAGAAAAAAUGAGUAGCUUAGAACUUAAAUGUUUGUUUACAUUUCUUCAUUUAGCAGACACUUUUAUCUUAAGUGAUUUACAAAUGCUGGAGCAUUUAACAUUUUGCCUUAAGAGCCAACAAUAAAAAAUAUAUAUAAUGGUAAAUUGCGUAUUUAUUUUUUG